This is a messenger RNA of Serpula lacrymans var. lacrymans S7.9, 1518 nucleotides long. RefSeq lists its product as uncharacterized. Lineage: Eukaryota; Fungi; Basidiomycota; Agaricomycetes; Boletales; Serpulaceae. Gene Ontology annotation, molecular function: oxysterol binding. Gene Ontology annotation, cellular component: cytosol; intracellular membrane-bounded organelle; membrane. Gene Ontology annotation, biological process: endocytosis; exocytosis; piecemeal microautophagy of the nucleus. The record is from RefSeq and is a predicted model, not a curated record. The transcript is spliced from 11 exons. Bases 103 to 1245 code for a protein of 380 amino acids.
GCCAGCCACCGUCAUCUUUCUGCUCCAACCCACUUGCUUCCCUACUUUCAAGCCUACAUAAACCAGCAAGCAAACCUAGAAAUCAAGUAAUCUGCACAAAAGAUGUCAGAGCAAGCUGGCGAGGCUGUACCUGCAGCUCAAAGGAGCAGUUGGACGUCGUUUCUGAAGUCGAUCGCAUCGUUCUCAGGCGACUUGUCGUCCAUGACUGCACCACCAUUCAUCCUCUCCCCAAUAUCUCUGACAGAAUUCCCUGCUUAUUGGUGUGAACGCCCCGAAUUGUUCGCCGCUAUUGCAGAUGGUAAGGAUGAAGAGGCACGAUCUUUGGCCGCGCUCAAGUGGUUCAUCAGUACGCUCAAGGGACAGUACACGUCUCGUAACGAGUCUCUGGGAUCCGAAAAGAAGCCCUUGAACCCCGUUCUUGGAGAACUUUUCUAUGGUACCUGGCCGGCUAAUACAGCUCGUGGAGGUGAAACCACGCUAAUUGUCGAGCAGGUCUCGCACCAUCCUCCUAUCACUGCAUAUCGCAUUGUAAACAAAGCGAAAGGUCUCACACUCAUAGGACAUAGUGCCCAGAAGACUAGCUUUAGUGGGGGCAGCAUCAUAGUCAAGCAGAUUGGUCAUGCGGUGCUGACAGUGGCAUUACCCAAUGGCAAGGAGGAAGAAUACCUAAUCACGCUCCCUCGUUUGCGAAUCGACGGAUUGUGGUACGGAUCGCCUUAUAUUGAACUCGCCGAGACGAGCUAUAUUCAGAGUUCGAGCGGUUGGUUGUCAACAAUCGAAUAUAAAGGCAAAGGAUAUUUCUCGGGUAAAUCACACACAUUCAAAGCCACCGUCACACCUCCCGUGUAUAUGAGCGGAACUACGCACGUGAUUGAAGGUACAUGGCACACAACUUCAAAGGACACACGCUCGGGAGCAACUUUCCAUGAUGUGACUACACCCAAAGAGGAGGUGACCGUGAAGCCGAUACAGGAGCAGGAUGAAUGGGAGAGCAGGAAGCUUUGGUUCGGCGUCGCCAAGGGAAUCAGAGAGGGUGACUUCGAUACUGCAGCGAAGGAGAAGAGCCGGAUAGAGAAUGAGCAGAGACAGAGAAGGAAGGACGAGGUUGGUGCUGGUACGACCUGGCAGUUAAAGCACUUCCAGCACGCUGCCGAGGAUCCUAUUUAUGAACGCCUCGGCCAGCUGUUCAAGGCUAAUCCGCCCACGGAAGACACCUAUGUGUACAAGAAUAAUGGGCCGCACUGAUUUUCUUGGUUUAUUCACUUUUAUUGUCACACCAAACCUUAUCAGUCUUAAGAUCUUUUUGUGCAAUCUUUACGUCAUAAAGAUGGACGGUGGCUGUUAGACCGGAAUGAAGUAUUGAAUGCAUCUUUCCGUCUGUAGUAUCCUUUUUUCAUAUUUUUUGUCUGAGACCCUCGACGAUUGUUUCCCAUUCUUUUGUGGCUACUGUAUCUAUCGUAUAGCAUUGCUAGUAUGAUCUUGGGUGCACAAAUUUUGUUUUGAUUUUGGUGUCACAUU